CGGGGCUCCUUAAGGCGGCGACGGCAGUGGCGGCGGCCUCCCCGGCCAUGGCGCUGAGGGAGCUGAAAGUUUGCCUGCUGGGGGACACUGGUGUGGGCAAAUCAAGUAUCGUAUGGCGAUUUGUAGAAGACAGCUUCGACCCCAACAUCAACCCAACAAUAGGAGCAUCCUUUAUGACCAAGACUGUGCAGUACCAAAAUGAGCUGCAUAAAUUCCUAAUCUGGGAUACAGCUGGACAGGAGCGAUUCCGUGCUUUAGCACCAAUGUACUAUCGAGGGUCAGCAGCAGCUAUCAUAGUUUAUGACAUCACAAAAGAGGAAACUUUCGCAACUUUGAAGAACUGGGUGAAAGAGCUUCGACAACAUGGACCACCAAACAUUGUUGUAGCCAUUGCAGGAAAUAAAUGUGACCUUAAUGAUGUAAGGGAAGUCAUGGAAAAAGAUGCUAAAGACUAUGCAGAUUCCAUCCAUGCAAUAUUUGUAGAGACCAGUGCAAAAAAUGCAAUAAACAUAAAUGAACUCUUUAUAGAAAUUAGUCGUAGAAUUCCAUCAACUGAUACCAACCCCCAAUCUAGCAGUAAAGGUUUCAAACUUAGAAGACAGCCAUCAGUGACAAAACGCAGCUGUUGUUGACUUAUCCUUUAAGAAAUCAGACUUGUUUAUACAGUAGGUGGUCUUGGAAGUUGAUAGUUCAUGUUGGGUACAUACUGCUGGUCUUAAAUUCUUAUCUGCCUGAUGUUCGUGGACCAGUUCAUCUGACAUGUAUAGGCUUGCAGAAGAGACUACAAUCAUGAUAAUGUCAGCCUGUUUACUUACAACACAUAAUAUCUCAUGUAUUAAAAGGGAAUCCAUCGUCAUAUGUAUGGCCUUGCUUGAAAUGAAUUUCAGUAUGUGGAUGGUAGGACUGAAAUACUUAAUAGUUUAUAAUCAAGACUUUGUAAUGCUUUCUAAAAAGGGAAAUGAGCACUUUUUGAGGGUCUUUGGGAAUGGGAGCAGCAGUGAAGCUUAAAAUUUAGUCAUAAGGCAAUUCUGCUUUCCUUUGCCAUUGUUUUAAAUGUAAUUAUAGCUAAUCCAAAGUAUGAGACAGUUGCUAUUAGACCACUACAGAAUAAGUUACUAAAAAAGGGUAAUGAAGAAACAGUCCCUCCAGUCCCCAAAUCCCAAUUUGCACUUUUUAUUUAAUGAUAUUGUAGGAUAUUAAAAAAAUAAGCAAACAACAGAUUUUAAACCACAGACAAUCUUACCUUUUCAUGCUGACUUAAUCACUUAAACAUUAAUAUGUUGUUUAUAGGCAACUUUGUUUAAAAUAAAGCAAACUUAGGUGAAACUCUAAACCAUAACUGACUGACUGAUAACGGAUGCUGUCAAGAGUUCUGUUAAGACUUAAGGAUUAUAGGGAAAGCUUUUAAUUGCUUAGCACGUGUAAAAUGUUAAUACUAUAUUUAUGAGACCACUGCCUAAAGUAUUAUAAAUUAUGUAAAAGCAGUCAAGAAAUCAGUUUCCUUUCCUCCUUCCAUUCUUCACUCAUGGAUAGAGUCCUGGGAAUCUCCAGCUAGUCUAUCCUUGCCUGUGAGGUCUUGUACCCCAGUCAGUGACCUCUUCCAAAGGAAAGCUGCCUGUCCCUCUCUUCUGACCACAGCUGAAUUUCUCCUUGAUAAGGCCAGUUGAGAUUGCCGUUGGUGCAGCAGAAGACCUGCCCAUCGGGCAACUUGUACCUGCAGUGCACCCAGACCCUGCUGGCUUGUAAGCAAAAAAUGUAAACAGGGAACCAAAUCAAGUCAUGCAUGGUAGCGUAGAUCGUUACCUCUUGGCUCCUGGGCCUUGCCCAACCCUUAUUUUUGUUUUAAGAAUAUCAGCUUUUAGCUUAUGUUGUGGUGUUUUAGUACAUUUUAUAUUAAGCUAUGAAUUGACAAUACCCUAUUAUGCUAUUUUCAUUAUUUAUUUUUAGACUCCUGCCAGCUGUGGUAGGAAACAUCUCUCUCUUGAGAGAGAACAUUUUAAUAAACUCAAAUAUGUAAAAUACUUUUUUUAGAUUUUAAUAUUAAUCUUAAAGCCAUUUUUAUGAUAUUUGUUCUUAAUUUUUGAUUUGGCAUUCUACCAUCCCAGUUAUUUGGGCUGAAGAAAAUUUAGAAAGAAUAUAUAGGUAAUGAAACGGCUUAUUUCAGACUAAGUUGUUAUUUCAGAGCCCUGUUUCAAAGCUAUUCUUAAAUAAAACAGUUGAAUUCUAACAGUGAUAUAAAGCAUAUUCUGAAUGCAAUUAAUAGGCUUUAAUGAAUUGUGGGGACUUUUAGGUGCACAUCUGUUUGCAAUUGUAUAGAUAUGCUGUUUGCUUUUGCAAAUAAGGUUUUUGUGCAUGCAGAUCGUGUUGCAUGCAUAUAAAUCGUAGCUGGUUUGAAGCCCCUGCAGAAAAAAAUGGCCCAAAUGGAACAUUACAAUAAAGACAAAACUAUGUUCUUAUGUGCAGCAUUCACAUCUAAUACAUAAUAUGGCUGAAAUCUUUGUAACAUUAGAACCAAAUAUGCAACUAUAGACUUUAGUUACAAUGUUAUAUCAUAUCUUUUACAAAACUUUAAAAAAUGUUACUACUAUGCUGGGUAACCUUGUUCUUUGGGCCUGAUUAUUUUUUAAGCAGUUAAACUAAUGUGUGUAAUUAUAUACCUAAUAAUUAUAAUAAUAACUACUUGAAGUAUUUGCACAGCAGCAGUCACAAAACUGCCUAAUUUGUUUGAAAAUCUUGCCCUAACAUCCUUCAGUUAAGAAACUGUAGAUGUGGUUAUCCACUUAAGCUCGUAUACAAACCAUAUUGAUCUCCGAGCGAGUCCAAAUGGUUGUCAAACAUUGUAUUCUUCUGUGACUUGUGCAAUUUUUGUAGUGGAGAUCUGUCUUUCAGAGCAACAGAAAACUGUUCUGGGGAGGUUUCACAUGUUUGUCAGCUUCAGAUCAUCAUUUUGUGAUGUGUCUUUCAUAAUCUUAUGUUGUUUUAACCCCCCCAUCAUAAACCUUAAACUAUCUUCUUUUAGUUGCAAGUAAUCGCUAUUUUUUCAGCUUCUCUAUGAAGAGAGAUUUCGUACAUACUGCAGCAGGGUCUCUCCAGUCUCUUCUUCCUAUAGUUUCUGUGUAUUAUGCUUCUACCAGCAAGCUGUUGGAAUUGGCAGAACUUCAGAAAAUUCCUCUCUUCCAAUUCUACACCAGUGCUGCUGAUAGACAUGGAGGAAAGAAAAAACACACUUUACCAGAAGAAGCGGCGCAUUAGUUCAACCUGGCUCUGUAACAUCUGAAUCAGCAUCUGGUUCAAUCAUCUAUUACAGGGGUUAUCAACCAGGGGUGUACACGUACCCCUGGGGGUACCUUGAAAAGGUUCUGGGGGUACACAGGGACGGGCAGGGACAGAGUGCCACCACCCUGUGCCGCUGCCUCACCAGAGUAGGGCUGGGGCGAGGCAAAAGCAGGGCCGUACAGAUGCCAUGCUGCAGCUGCUCCGCCACUUGCCAUCCCCCUUCCCCCAGGGGUACACUUAUCUAGGUUUUCAACCUUUUUUAAUAAGUGAUUCUCAAACUUUUUUUUUUCGUGGACCACUUGAAAAUUGCUAAAGGUCUUGGCAGACCACUUAAUAAACUUUUUUUUUGUUCUACAUAUCAAAGCACACAACUCGUUUUUUAAUAUCAGUUGUCUUACCUUUCUGAUGCGGCGGAUGUGCCUGUUUUUUGAGCAAAGUUCUGGGAAGUUGGGUGUAAUGUUUGGUAACUUUAGCCAUAAGUCACCUUUCUAUGGACCACCUGAAUGGAGCUCGCGGACCAGUGGUGGUCCACAGACCACAAUUUGAGAACCUCUGUAUUAGAUAAAAGUGCCAGAAAAGCUCCACUGAAGCACCCAAUCUAUACAGACGUUGGCUGAGCUGUGUCAAACUAACACAGUGCAUUUUCUGGAUAUGUGCUGGGCUCGGUACAGGAGCGCACAGAGUUUAAAGUUAAGUACCAUUUCUUGUGGGGAUUUUUUUUUAAUGUCUGUAAGCAGCCCAAGGCAUUAGGUGCUUUACUGUCUUUCAUACAAUUUUAUCCUUUGCCUUGGAUUUUAGCAGGCUUAUAGAUACAGCAUUUGAGGAUAAGAGUGUUAUUGCAAAUCUGGCAAGUUUCCCGAUGCUGAUCAUAUGGGGGGGGGGGAGAAUAUCUGUUAGAAAUCAAGAGCAUUUUUCAGGCAAGCUAGCAAAUCAAGGAGCUUCAAAUACAUUCAUAAUCUAAAUUAUCACUUCAUUGUCCUAUGAAUUAAAAAUGCAGGUAUAAGCUUGUAAGCUUCCUAGUCAAACCAGUUUCCUUAUUACUGUGCCUGUUUAAUACAUGCAUUACUUUAAGAAAAAAUGAGCAUUUGAAUGUAGGUUUGUUUGGGGUUUUUGGUUUGUUUGUUUGGGGGAGGGAGCGGAGGAGAUUGUAGCUUUACCACCUUGGACAGGAAAUAUCUGUCCCUUUUGGGUCAUCUCACUUUGAGUCUCACACCAUUGCACAAGGAAAAUAUGUCAGACCAAGUUAAUCUUUUAUAGAAGUGUUUUAGAUUAAGCUACUCAUUAGGACCAUGCUUGUUUGAAAUGUCAGAACACAGAAUGCUGAAAUGUAAGUUCUUUGAUCCUAAAGAAAGCUUUGUUAUUUCCUUUGCCAUAUCUGGAGGCUGGAAUACAAAUAGAAUUACCAUCUCCUUAGGAACAGAGACAUGUAUGUAGUUCACUGUUUACUUGAUACAGAGCCAAGUGGUUUUCUUGUAAAUUCCAUUAUAUCAGUUUCUCUCAUCAAGCCAUCCUCAUUCAGAUAUGCUGUACUACGUUUGGCUGCUGCUGCUUAUACUUUGCCCUCAACCAGCUUCUCUGCUAAUUUCUUCAAAGGUUGGCCUUUUUACAGAGAACUAAAGGACAGGUCUUUGGAGGUGAUAAGCAUCAACUCUUCCAGCUCACUGUCUAAGAACACUUUUUUUUUUCCCUCUGAAGUUUGGAGUUAAGGAGAUCAGCACUUUUCAAGAAUAGCCUUGUAGGGUUUUCUCUCUCCAGACUUGCUUGUUUUUCAAAAUGUACUAUGUACAAACUAAAGAAAAGUAGCUUGACUUAAGCAGUUGUUGCCUGGAUAUGCACGCUCCCGAAUGCACAAGAUUUUUGCUCCUCAUUACAACAAGCUGAUGUAAGUCCUCAAUAUACGAGUAGAAAUUGCUUCUCUGCUGUAUGUAGCAUUACCACAUGUUAUGUACAUGUUGACUGGGUUCCAUUAAACCUUUAAUGGAAUAACUUAUCAGUUUGCUUCAGCAGAAGGCAGAAACUUGAAGGGGAGGCCAAAUUGAAAAUUUUCUUAGCAAGUUGGAGUUGGAAUUCUCUUGAGAUAUAAAGCAACUGUUGAUGCCAAUAAGUUAAGAUUCCUAAGGUAUUUGCUAGAAUUUAUUAGAAAAACACCUCUUUUUUUUUUUUUCCGGAAAUCAACUGCUUGUCUUGCCUUUCUUCAGCUUUAAAUCAAUGUAGGCCUUCGCUUCUCUUGAAGUUAGUUGAGGCUAAACUGUUUGCAUGAAGUGUUCCAGGAUAAGACAUUUGACAGAAAUCUUAGGCAAAACAAAAAUCUUGAUGUGAAAUUGGAUGUACAUAACACCAAAAAAUGUUACUAUAAGGCUAUUUAAUGUGAAUGUUUUACUUACCUUGAGAGGGACUAGCUGCAGGAAAAGUUAAAAUGUCCCUCUAGAGUUUUGGAAAUCAAAUCCUUUAAAUGGAGCAAGAGAAUGGUCAUUCAUUGUUCACUGUCCAGCUCAUCAGGAAGAAGCCAUCCUUUGUAUAUGCUAAACCCUUCCCUUUAGUUGCAGAAAGUAAUUAUUCAGGUUGAAUAUCUGUAUUCCAUGAAGAUGUUAAGUCUAAACUUCCUUAUUUAACAUUACCAGUAAUGAACAUUGUAUAAAAUAUUUAAGAUUUUGAAGGGGCAAAGAAACCUAAUCGAUGUUGUUUGGAUGGCUUCUCUUCUUGGUGAAACUGUCCAUAGUGCUCCGUUGAGAAACAUGAUGUUCUAUUUUUCAUGUGUUGGAUCAGCAAUCUGCAUGGACUAUCUUAGGAAUUGCUAAUUUACAGGAGUGAGACUGUCUGUACUGCUUGGACUGCUACUCCUUUAGUAAAUCUAUCUUAUAAAUGGCAAAAACUAAACAAGUAUAAAAAAUCAAAGGAAAUAUUAAAAAAUUACAAGAGUAUGGAUUGUUUACUGGUUUAUUGUUACCUACAUCAUUCCUGACUAUCUUAUUUGUUCAAAGAACUUCAGGGUUCCUUUCUAAGCUAUUGGAAGCUUUAAAAAACCAGUUCAUUAGUCAUCCCAAGACCAGAAAUCCAGAAAUGAGAACUAAACAGAUAUAUGUAUACUCUUAGUAUCCUGAAAUUGCCAAGAGUAGGCUUUCUUCGUGCAUUUUUAUGCAGCUGUAGUUACUCGCUGAAAAUGAGAACUAUAGCUGUUUGUAGAUGUUUUAAAAAAAACGUGCUUUACUGGGAGAAGCAGCAUGUUACUUUGACCUGGCUCUGCAGCAUAUGUAUAGAUCGGGUGCUUCUGUGGGGAUUUUUGGCACUUUUAUCUAAUAUCACUAUUGGACAAAAGUACCAAAAAAGUCCCAUUGAAGCACCUGUUCUAUACAGAUUUGGGGUGAGCCAGGUCCAACUAGUGCAAUACCUCUUCUGGGCAUGUGCUGGACUCAGCGUGCUCAAGUAAAGCACCGCUUUUUUACAUCUACAAGCAGCCAAUGUGUCUAAAACCAAACUACUUAGAAACUCAGCAUAAAACUCUACAGAAAACUGACAGAAUGUUCCUACCACAUCCCCGGCUAUACGUUUUAUUAAGCAAGAAGAAAACCUUAUUGCAUGCAGAAAUGAGCUGUUGGCAUGUAAUGUCAUUGGAUAUUGAAGGUAGAAAUAAAAACAUGGCUUCUAGAUGAAAGACCUGUUAUGUCAGCUGAUCUCUUGCUGGCAAAAGAAUGAUGGCAGAUGUCCUGUCAAGUGGCUCCAACCUGCAGAAAGAACCAAGUUUGAAACAGUGAUUUUUCUGUUUCUUUUCUUGGCUAACAACUGGGUGCCAACAUUUUUCAGGUCCUCAGUUACCAAUGCUUAUUUCAGAAAAAUGCCUUCUGAUCCUUUGGAUCUUUGAAAAAAAUCAAUGCAGAUAUUUCCAGCUGGAAACAAAAGUGCCAGAUUUGGUUAUCCUGUUUUGACCCUCCCAAACUUUGUCCAGGGUCUCCGAUUGACCAUCCUCUCCAAGAUUUCCUAAGAGAUCUAGAAAUCUAAAAGUAGAAAGCUUUAAUCUGAAACCCUUGCUUGAAAUGCAGGCUUUUAGAAGACUGUAAUGGUAGAUCCCAUAAUGUGAGGGCAAUGUAGGGUUUGAUUUCCCAAAUCUUAGAUUGUGAAUCUAGGGUCAGGUUUUUCAAGAGAGCUCAGUCUCUGUGUAGGUACCCAGUUAUGGAGUGGUCACAUUCUUGGAAAAUUCUCUGGAAUAGUAUGCCCUUGAAUUCUGAGUAUUACUGAAAAUGGCAGUGGUGCCAGAACUUGUAGCAAGGCUAGUACUAUCUAAUAAAAAAAACAAUAAAAUUUUGACUAGGCUUCAGGUUGACUGUAUCUUUACAUGUGAAAUGGGUGGCUGCAUUGUAUCCCUUUGCACCUGUUGAAUCCUCCACAAAAGGGGAAUGAUAAAUGACUCUUCUUCCCAAACAAUUGCUGGAUUUGGCACCCUCCCCAAAGGAGCAAUCCUGACUUCCUUGUUAUGUCAUCCAAGAACUUGGCAGUGGGAGUCUUAUAUUUCUGAAUCAAAGCUUACUUCAUGUAUUGUGGCAAAGUAACCAAUUGCCUCUCAAACUACGUAAAGGUAUUUCUUUUUAUUAUAGACUGUUGAAUUUAUUUGUUUCGUUCCUUUUUUGCAUAUGUACAAUUUGACACUCUCUCCUAGCAUUAGAUAUAAGCCCCACUUUUCUCUCUAUCCAUUCGCUGCCUUAACUUUAUUUUUCCCGUCAUACUCUAUUCAGUUGUUGCUUGUGAACACACUCUAUCCCCUCUUUGUCCGUGCCUUGUUUAGUUACUCAUUCUGUGAUGUGCAUGUCCUAUGUUAUUAAGCUAAUUCUGAUUCCCUGACAACUUGUUCUGUGCUUCCUGACUGGAUUCAGAUCGGAAGAGGUAACAAGUCUUUUUUCCUUUGUUCUCAAGAUUCUUACAAGCAUCUGCCAUUACAGCAAAUAUUUGUAAACCAAAUGGUAACUUGUUAGUACAGCCUUGUGGAACAGUCAUGAAAACAUAGCAGGCAAGAUGCAUCUACUACAUCAUACCAGGGUGAUGACAAAAGCCUAAUGAAUUAUUCACCUGGGUUGACUUGACUUUUGCUAGGUUCAGUUAAGACUUCAAGAAUAGGAGAUUAACUCAUUUAAUACAGGAUAUCGAGGCUGAGAUAUUGAACUUGGGCUCUGUGCUCACUGAAACAGUGAUAGAAAUGGAAUAAAAACCUAAGCGGAAUUUUUUUUUCUAUUUUGGCAUUUUUUUCCCCCUACUUAAAAAUGGAGAAAAAUCAUUCCAUGUGUCUUAAUUUUUUAGCUUAAAAAUAAAUUAUGGCAUUUAAGUUCCAGUGAUUUAGGCACAGAUGUAAUAAUCUUGAUAAACAUAUAGCUCUUGCAAUGUAACAAGUAUUUGUCUGCAUUUAAAAAAAAAAAAGGAAAAAAAUUAACCUUUGUACCAGCAAUUCUAGUUCUUCUUAAGUUCUGCCUUCUAAAAUACUAUAUUGGGUUAAUUUGGUGCAAAGGUUAAAAGGUCGGUGCCUUCUUAAUAUAGCAUCUGUUAAAAUAAAACUUAAGCCGCUCACAGUUACAGAAGCAUUUAUAACACUGUAUACCGCACAGACUUACAACCAUUACUUCAUUGCAUGAAAUGUAGCCUGUUUACUAGUGAUAAAAUAUUGUAAUGAUGAAUUGCCAAGCUUAUGAAUGUUCUGAGACUUGAUUUUUUUUCUUUUUUUUUUUUUUCUUCUUUUUUUACAGUCUUCUCUUGGGCUGGUCCUGAGAGUGUACACAGUAUGUCUGUAUUGUUGGUUUGUAGAUGCUGAUGAGGAAAACUAGACUUAUGAUCUCUCUCUCUUGUUUGAAUUGUUACAUUCCCCACAUAGCACAUAAUCUGCAAACAAAGAUAUUUUGUUGAGCAUAUUGUAAACUGCUUUGUUUCAGCUUAAGCCUUCAUAACCAACUUUUUUAGUGUAAUAACAUGCUGAAUCACUACCAGGUUGAUGUAUUGUGCAAAAAAGGUGUAAACAUUUUAUUAAUAAAAAUGCUUUGUUUAUAAA
Molecule: messenger RNA, 9301 nt
Organism: Alligator mississippiensis (American alligator)
Lineage: Eukaryota; Metazoa; Chordata; Crocodylia; Alligatoridae
Gene: RAB22A
Product: RAB22A, member RAS oncogene family
Exons: 7
Coding region: 48-632 (194 amino acids)
Molecular function (GO): GTPase activity; GTP binding
Source: RefSeq, a predicted model, not a curated record